GCAGUGCGCGAAGAAAAUCCACACAGAAAGCGAACACGAGAGAAGACUGCUGCUGCGACGCAAAGACGCAGUGAAGAAAACUCGUUUUUCGUUACGCCUUUUGUUCGCCCCGGACUGGAGAAGAAAGUUGCGGCCCGAUUCUGUCCUCUGCGUUUGUUUUAAAUUGACGGAAAAUUUAAGGAAAAAUGUCUUCGGAAGUUGCUGUUCCUCCCCCGGUCGUAUGGGCCCAACGAAACGACGUCCUCUAUCUGACCGUAAACGUAGAAUGUCCGGAUCCUACCUUCAAGUUCACAGAGGAUACCAUGUAUUUCAAAGGUGUGGGCCUACCAGACAAGAAAAACCACGAAGUCACCAUCAACUUCUACGGCAAAAUCAACCCGGACAAAGUGGUCAGUAAAAACAUCAAUCGGUGCAUCGAGUUCGUGAUCACCAAAGCCGACACGAAAGCCUCCUACUGGCCCAAACUAACGAACGACAAGAACAAACCCCACUGGCUCAAAGUUGAUUUCAACCGGUGGAAGGACGAGGGGUCGGACGAUGAAAUGAACGAAGGAGACAACCAAAUGUCGCUGGAAGACAUGCUGCGGAUGAAAAACGAUAGCAAACUCUCCUUCGACGAUCUCGAUGAUGACCAGGAAGAUUCGGAUGACGAAGCAAUGCCUGGUUUAACUGAAGAUAAGGACGACAAAGAGGAAGAAGAGAAGAAGUAAUGGAAACUCCUAUAGUAAGCUUCCUUUAUGGCUAUAUUAACAUACAGGAAAGCGCUCGGGACCGUUCGGAAAAAAAUGCCAAGCAGUCAGAAAUAAUCAUUGAAGUGUGUAAUUUUAUUUAAGAUGUAAGAAGGUAUGAACACAAAAUAUUAAAAUUAGACCGUUAAGAAAUGUUCGAGGGCGUUGCGUUCAGCAAUUGAAAUUCGUAGAUGGGAGAGGAUUUUCAAAUAAGUAACUAAGAGAUUACAAGUCUCUAGUAAAACACAAUAGAUUACAAGAACGAAAGAUUCAUUUCGAACCUUACAUUUAAUCGUUCUCUCAUUUGCAUUGGUUUAGUUUUCUGUUUUAAUCUAAAUAAGAAAAUAAACAUACAUACAUUACAAA
This is a messenger RNA of Aedes albopictus (Asian tiger mosquito), 1094 nucleotides long. RefSeq lists its product as uncharacterized. Gene Ontology annotation, cellular component: nucleus; cytosol. Gene Ontology annotation, molecular function: protein-folding chaperone binding; Hsp90 protein binding. The record is from RefSeq and is a predicted model, not a curated record. Gene Ontology annotation, biological process: chaperone-mediated protein complex assembly; protein folding. The transcript has 4 exons. Bases 186 to 710 code for a protein of 174 amino acids. Lineage: Eukaryota; Metazoa; Arthropoda; Insecta; Diptera; Culicidae.